Messenger RNA from Anolis carolinensis (green anole), 2626 nucleotides. RefSeq names its product serine protease FAM111A-like. NCBI's taxonomy places the organism in Eukaryota, Metazoa, Chordata, Lepidosauria, Squamata, Anolidae. Gene Ontology annotation, biological process: DNA replication. The coding region runs from base 236 to 1456 and encodes 406 amino acids. The record is from RefSeq and is a predicted model, not a curated record. Gene Ontology annotation, cellular component: nucleus; chromatin. The transcript has a single exon.
UUAGAAUACAGGCAGGAUGAAAUUAGGACAAUGGAAUGUAUCUUGUUCUUUAUUGUUCCAAAUGCAAAUAAAUUUGAAACCAAUGCGCCACUAAGUGAUAAAAUAAUUAGAUGCAGACAGCUUCUUAAAGAACAUUGCGAUAUAUGUCUUUGCCCCAAAAGAGGAAACCAUAAAAGAUGCCCUAUGUAAAGAUGGCCGCUUUACGUCUCUUCUAAAAGAAAGAGAUUGGGUGCUAAUGGAGAAUAAAAAGUCCAUAGCAAACAGCCUCAAAGUUAAAUCAUUAUCUAACAAGAAGUUUACUGUUCAUGUGAAGACUGAGAAACGGGCCAGAUCUACUAAAGGUCCAAAUAAUGAACUGGUCCCUCCAGUUUCUCAAGCGGCACAACUCAAAGCUUUGUAUUCUUUUAAAUCUGAUCUCCUAAACGCAUAUCCUGAUCUAGAGAAACAGAGCGAAAUAAUCAAUAACUUCUUUCAAAAUGUCAGGAAGCAACCUAAACAUAAGAAUGAUAUUUUUCGAGUGUACAAAGAAGCCUUUUGCAAGGAGAAAAAGAAUUCAAUUCCAGUUAAACUGGCAUAUCUCCAUGUUAAUCUCAGUCAUUCAGUUGGGUAUAUAAUGUGGGACAAAUUUUUAAAGAAGGGGUCUGCUACUUGUUUUGUCUUAUGUGACAAGUACAUACUCACCUGCCACCAUGUGGUAAAGUUCAUAGUUGGAGAAGGUGUGGAAGAAAAAGACUGGGCGCGCAAAAUAAGCCAGUCAGCCUGUGUGACUUUCUCUUAUGUAGAUUCACACCCAAAUUCUGAUCCUGGUAACUGGUUUGAGCUUGAAGAAUGGUUUGAAAUAUCAGAUAUGGAUCUUGAUUUUGCUGUCCUGAAACUAAAAGAAAAUGAAAACAAAAGUUCACCUCCUGACGGCUUGGUGGAAUUCACCUUCGAUCUACCAUGCAAUGGUCUUAUUGAUAUCAUUGGUCAUCCAGAUGGAGAAACAAAGCAGAUAGAUGGCUGUUCUGUUAUCAACGUGAAUGAACGCCCAGAAGAGUUGUUACAUCGCGUACAGCAGGAACAAGAGACACAAUGCAUUGAAUGUGGAAUCGAUGCCAACGGUACAAAAUGCAUCCAUUUAUACAAUCCUAGAGGUUUCCCAGAAGCCAUCGAUAAUCAUAAUACAGUCACCUAUGACACCUCUUUCUUCCAUGGCUCUUCAGGUUCACCUGUGUUUGACAGAAAUGGCCGCUUAGUUGCAAUGCAUGCUGCAGGAUAUCUUUAUAGAGGAAAGUGUAAAGAGAAGAGCAUAAUUGAAUUUGGUUAUUCAAUGAUGUCAAUCCUUGCAGUAAUUGAAAAGAAGAAUAAAUCUUGGUAUGACUCCGAAAUUGGACCUUUUCUACAGGCGGGUUGUGAUGUUGAAAAGAAUGCUGUUGGUGCGUACCCUACAGAUGUGGAAAUGAUACCAGUUGAUUAGCUCAAUCCCUUUUAUCUAAACAAGUCUGACUUGGCCACAGUUCUCCACGCUCUUGUUACAUCUUGAAUAGACUACUGCAACGCACCGUCAGGCUUCCCCCGCCCCUGCGGGGGGGCGCUUUUCCCCACCCCCUGCGCGGCGCCGACGGGGGGGGGGCUUUUCUCCACCCCCGCUUAAUAUUUUAAAUUAUCUCCGGCCGGCCCUGCUGAUGUUACUCUUUGUUAAGAGAUAUGUAGUAUCCUGAACUGUAUUCUUUUGGAACUAAGAUGUUUUUACCUGUAUGACCACCAUCAUACAAGAUUGUGAGUAAACAUAUUUUUACUAUUUUACUUUUGAUGUCUCUGAUGCUUAUUUUAUGUGCAUGACUCUUUAAAGGGAAAAGGAGGCUGGCUAUUUUGCUUUUUCUCACCUCUGCUCACAUAAACCCCUAGUCUUCUGCAUUUUUGCUACUCUGCACCAAUAUCUAACCAUAUUGGUAUCAUAAUCCUAACAGGUUAUAAAUAUAUUCCUAAUAUAACUGUUGUGUUUUUGGCAUUUAAUAACUGGUGAGAAGGAUGGGAAACAAAUGUACAAAAUAAAAUAAAUAAAUUUAACUUUGAAUAUAUUUUAAUUGAUUUUAACUGUUUUUAAAAAUACUGUUAUAUUUAAUUCUGUUUUAAUGUUUGCAUAUUUUAUAUUUUAAAUUGUAUGCUAAUGCUUUUAUUUUAAGCCACUUUGAGUCUCCUUUGGGAGAGAUAAAAUAGAGUAUAAAUAAAUAUAAUAAAUAUAAUAAUAACAAUGGGGAUAUUUUUACUUUAAAAAUAAUUCAAACUAAAUUCAAAAGUUAUGUUUUAAUAUUGGGAAUGAACACAAAAUCAUUUGUCAUAAUUUUCAAUAAAAGCAGAUCUAAGAAUAAAUCCAGAUGUAAGUUGCAUUUAUGUAUCACAGUGUUGUGAUGGAAGAAGCUGAAUUGAGGCACGUAAAGCAAUGGCAGAGGGGGAAAUGUAAAAGCAGAUAGCUGUGUUUAUUGAAAUAUACUGGAGUUUUGAUGAGUUUAUUUUAGGGAUUUUGGCUGGGAUACAAAGACACUGAGAAGCCUACAACUGCUGUUGUUCUCAAAGAUUUAUUUAGGGGAAAACUCCCUAAAAAUAAUCAAUACAGCUCCCGUUUGUAAAAAAACAAAAACAAAAA